Molecule: messenger RNA, 4150 nt
Organism: Ornithorhynchus anatinus (platypus)
Lineage: Eukaryota; Metazoa; Chordata; Mammalia; Monotremata; Ornithorhynchidae
Gene: LHX6
Product: LIM homeobox 6
Exons: 9
Coding region: 82-1176 (364 amino acids)
Biological process (GO): regulation of transcription by RNA polymerase II; forebrain neuron development; neuron differentiation
Cellular component (GO): nucleus
Molecular function (GO): RNA polymerase II transcription regulatory region sequence-specific DNA binding; DNA-binding transcription factor activity, RNA polymerase II-specific
Source: RefSeq, a predicted model, not a curated record
GCAAGCGUCGCCGACCACAGCCCCGGCGCAGGCUCCCGGCGCCAGCUCUCCGCUCAGCCUCUCGCUCUCUCCCCAAAGGUGAUGGCCCAGCCCGGCCCCGGCUGUAAGGCGAGUUCCCGCUGCCUCGAUGGCACCACUCCGUCCAGCAUGGCUCAGCCCGACGGCGAGCCCCUGGCCGGGGCCCUGGACAAGGACGAGGCCCGCUCGUCCCCCAGCACGCCCAGCACCCCGUCCGUCUGCUCGCCGCCCUCCGCCGCCUCCUCCUCCGGGCCGGCCGCCGGCAAGAACAUCUGCUCCAGCUGCGGCCUCGAGAUCCUCGACCGAUACCUGCUCAAGGUGAACAACCUGAUCUGGCACGUGCGCUGCCUCGAGUGCUCCGUGUGCCGCACAUCGCUGCGCCAGCAGAGCAGCUGCUACAUCAAGAACAAGGAGAUCUUCUGCAAGGUGGACUAUUUCAGUCGGUUUGGUACUAAGUGUGCCCGGUGUGGCCGGCAGAUCUACGCCAGCGACUGGGUGCGGAGAGCUCGGGGCAACGCUUACCACCUGGCCUGUUUCGCUUGCUUCUCCUGCAAGCGCCAGCUGUCCACCGGAGAGGAGUUUGGGCUGGUGGAGGAGAAGGUGCUCUGUCGGAUCCAUUAUGACACCAUGAUCGAGAACCUCAAACGAGCAGCUGAGAAUGGUAACGGCAUCACGUUAGAAGGGGCGGUGCCGUCUGAACAAGACAGCCAGCCAAAGCCAGCCAAGAGGGCACGCACAUCCUUCACGGCAGAACAACUGCAGGUAAUGCAGGCACAGUUUGCCCAGGACAACAACCCUGACGCACAGACGCUCCAGAAGCUUGCAGACAUGACGGGGCUCAGUCGGAGAGUUAUCCAGGUCUGGUUUCAAAAUUGCCGAGCCCGCCAUAAAAAGCACACGCCCCAGCACACGGUGCCUCCUUCAGGAGCCCCGCCGUCCCGCCUCCCCUCCUCCCUGUCCGACGACAUCCACUACUCUCCGUUCAGUAGCCCCGAGCGGGCCCGGAUGGUGACCCUGCAUGGAUACAUAGAAAGUCAGGUACAGUGUGGGCAGGUGCACUGUAGACUCCCUUACACUGCUCCGCCAGUGCAUCUCAAAGCUGACGUGGAAGGACCACUAUCUAAUAGGGGUGAGAAGGUCAUCCUUUUUCAGUAUUGACUGCACAAACUCUCCCUCAUCUGUCCAUGGUGAUUCCACAGCUGCCCCUCAGCCACUGAGAUUCAAUAUCUGGUCCAAGACCACAGCGCUCCGCCGCAAACCUCUCCAUUCGCUCCCAUCGACCCACAUCUCCCGGUCAUCUUUACCCAGUCUGGGGACCCCUCCCAUACAAGUGCUCGCUUGUCUACUGCAGCCCCAGAGGCCACAGCGUAUCUCCCAGGAGGUGUCCGGAUCUGGAACACAAUAGAGGCCAGUGAGUCUUCCCAUUCAGAGCUCCUGAAAUUUGGAAACAAAAAUGAAAAAAAUUAAAAGGGAUCUUUUUUUUAAUUGAACCAGGAGUAAUUUUCAACUUAAGUUAAUUAGAAUAAAGAAAGAAAGAAUGAAAUUGUCUGCCACUGAUAAUCACCCAAUUUUUCUUCCCUAUUGGCCUUUGUCUCCUAUUUCCUUGGAACCAUCUUUGAAUGCUGAAUAGUUGACAACACAAAAUGUUAUCCAUUCAGUUCCCUUUGUGUGGGAAACUAUACAGUUUUAGUGGGAAACUCCCCAAAGAAACCCACGUUCUAAUUUUAUCAUUUCCAUCUGUUUGGUUACAUCAAGUUUAAUUCAGAGAAACAAGUGAUUCUGAUCAACUCUUAGAGCCCACCUAGGACGGAGGUACUGAGCUAUCCCAGAUGGAACUCUGAGUACCAAAGACCCAGGGCGACAUACUAGGGAAGGAUUUUUCUGCCUCUGUUCAACUGGGCCCAUAUCCUCUUCCUGGUUCCUGGGAAGGAGCCUCUAGAAAGCUCAGUACGGACAGGGCGUGGUCCUCAGACCACACACAGUGAGACUCCAAGCCGACAGGGGAAGAUGCUUGAGCCACUAGGGAAAGAGAGCCCAAAAGGAUACUCUGCUGGAAAAGCCCAUUUUAACGACAAAAACUCCAACCUCCCUCUGAAUUUUUAUGACCCGUGCACAGAGUUCGGAGCCAAACGGUAUCUUAUAAGAGCGAUGACAUUACUAUUUUGACAGGUGUGGAAUGUGAUGAGAGGGUAGGCGCGGACCUGGGGACAGUGGCCUUCAUUGUGAGUGUCUAGCACAAGUGAGGGAGCCAGAAAGGACUCCAUAUUGACAGUUCAGUCAAGCAAAUGUAGAGGUGGAGCUCUGAGCCCACCAGUCCCAGCCCCAGCCAGCCAUUUCUUCCAGAGAGCCUUGCUGGCGAGAAUGUUUCUGGAGGUACUAAGUACGAGUGCUGUGGGGAAAAUAGGGGUGGGGGGGCAGCAUUAUCAGAGAAGGCCCCAACAUCUGUCAGCAGAGUUCAUCCCCCUCAUGCUCUACCUCCCUUCCUGUGGUGAAUAUAGCUGGGAACACAUCCUUGGCAGGUUUUAACCCUGUGAGUGGAUGGGUCUGGGGGUUUGGACUGAGAGGAAAGAGGCAGCGGCAGCAAGACAGUAGAUGGUGGGGCUGAGGGUGGUCCAUGGUGGUCCAUGGGAUGCUCAGUGUUCAGGAAAGGGAGGCUGCACUGGUUGCCUUGAGAGACCGCUCAGGAGAUGCCUUGGGAGACAGAGGAAGGGCAACAGCGACCAGCUCUAUCUCCUUUCUCCCCUUGCUCACCUUCCUCUUUAUUUCGGUUAUGGCUAUUGUCUCAGAGGAAGGGGUGGGAUGUCCAACAGAGACUAGAAGGACGAAGUCCCCAGAUAUAAUGUUCCCCAGAAGGAACCACCAGUUGAGCUGAAGCUUUCUCUGCCUGGUCAACUAGGGGGCUAGCAAUUUAUUUGGUCAGUUUUCGGGCAGCCAUACAAAGUGAGAUUCAGUGGUUGCUCACUCAGUGAGAGGGCUGGUAAAAAGUCCGUCCCAGGAGUAGAAGCAUAAUGGGCCCAGCCAGGAAUGGAAUUCUGAGUCCGGGGACACAGGAGACGAUUCUGAACCAGCUGGAGGGGUGUGGGGUGACCCCCUUUUCCCUUCUGAACGGGUAGAGAGCUAAGGCCCUGGCCCACACUCGCUCAGAAGAGCUCAUUCCUAAGGAGGGAAGCCAAGAGCAGCUUUGCUAAUUCAAUUUAGAGCUUUUCAGUCUUCAUUCAGUCCCGAACGGUCACCAGAUGAGAAGUUCAGCUUCUACGGUCUUGGGUCGACGGUGAUUAAUGUGGACGGAAAACGCUCAAUUGUACCACGAAUGUAAGGAACUCUCUUAAUUUAUUCUAUUAAUGAUAUAAAUACUUUGUUCCCUGUUGUCUUUCCCCUCCGGGGCUGCCACUGAACAAAACUUAAUCUCAGGUCAUCCCCAUUCAGCUCCCAUCAGUGGUUUGGGGUUGGGGUUUUUCUUUUCCUGUCUCCCUUUUUUCUGUUUAUUCUGCUAUUGUCAAAAUGAAUUCCUCGGAGCCACCCACAGAGGAUUUUUCUGACUUUUCUGAAGCAGGUUUAAGCUUCUCCGGGUGCUCCUGCCAGAAAUGGCCCAAGGAAUGUCCCAAAGGCAAGGGGGAAGGGGUGGGAAACCCUUAAGAGGGGAACCCUGUUCCUUUCCCCUUAGAAUCCAGCAGGAAGCCCAGUGUGAAGGUCUGAUGGAGUGGGGGUCCCAGGCCUGCAUCCCAAACUCUCUCUGCUGAAUUUUGGCUCCCGAUGGUUAAAUCACUGCGGAGGGGGUGGGAGGGACGGCAAACCCUGCACUUUGUCAUCAUGAGCCCCAAUCCCCGAUUCCAACUCGAGCCUUUUCCCAGAGUUUUAUGGUCAUGUAGUCGGAGCUUGCUGCAGUUCAAACAUAUCCCAGUUACAAUGGUUAGAGCAGACUGGGAACGAACAGGCAGUCAAGACUAAUAUUUAUUUAAAAACAAAACAAAAGGACAAAAACCCACAAAAAAACACAAAAAUUGUAAGCACUUUUUUUGUAAAACCAAUGUCUGUUUUGUUACAUACUUUUAAUGUUGUGCUUUGUAAAUGUCUUAUUUGUGUAAUAAAUAAAGUCAAUGCAAGUAGAGUGCUGGCACUUACAUCAAGAAAA